This is a messenger RNA of Eurytemora carolleeae, 859 nucleotides long. Its product is annotated as choline transporter-like protein 4. Gene Ontology annotation, molecular function: transmembrane transporter activity. The transcript is spliced from 11 exons. Gene Ontology annotation, cellular component: membrane. The record is from RefSeq and is a predicted model, not a curated record. Lineage: Eukaryota; Metazoa; Arthropoda; Copepoda; Calanoida; Temoridae. Gene Ontology annotation, biological process: transmembrane transport. The coding region runs from base 9 to 833 and encodes 274 amino acids.
AUUUACCAAUGGGUAAAAAACAAGAAAUGGAAUCUGAAGAGAAACAGAAAAUACAUAAUCCAACCAAAUCCCGAUCCUGCACAGAUGUUCUUUGUUUGCUGUUGUUUUUGGCAUUUCUUGGAGGUUGGGGGGCCAUAUCUUAUAUUGCCUUCAGUCAGGGUAACCCUCUUCAAAUAGUAUAUCCGAGCAACAGCUCUGGACAAAUCUGUGGAAGAGAUGGAAACGAUGGAAAACCAAAUCUUUUCUUCCAUGAUCUGACUAAGUGUAUUUCUGUCGCUGCAGCUUUAGGAUGUCCUACACCCCAGGUGUGUGUGGAAUCGUGUCCAGAGAAGACGACCUCUCUAUAUGCCUGUUUAAAAGCCUCCGAAGUAGCAGGAAUACCUCCUUCAACAAUAUGUUUAGAUCUACUGGAGGAGUACAGGGAGUACUGUACUCCAAUGUCUGAUGAAGAAUGGAAACUAGGGAAGGAAGAUCCACUUCAACUAAUCCAAGAUAGAAAAUGUCCGGCAUAUAUCCUUCAGAGUAUACCAGUUAUAGGAAGAUGCAUUCCGGAUUUUGGAAUAAUAGGGAAUUCAACUUCUGCCAACGAUACAAUUAUUAGUGAUGGUUUUGAUGCUAUACUUGAUGCUAAUGGUGAUACAUUAAAUAGUCAAAAAGUGUAUGAGAUAUUGGAGUAUAUGACGGAAUUAUUGAACGCCAGAGAAAUAUCAGAAAAGGUGUGGGCUGAUCUUGUCUCCAGCUGGUAUUGGAUUUUAGCUGGUCAGGGAUUGGCUUUGGUCGUCUCAUUCUUGUGGAUUCUACUCAUGCGAUUUUUACCAGGAAAAAGAUUUUAGUUUAACAAUUUGUAAGAACUUUCAGG